GGGGCUGGGGCGACAGCGCAUGUGCCCACAGAGAGGGCCCUGAGUGCUGCCUCUGGCACAUGUACCAUAGAUUUGCCACCACUGAUCUAGUCUAUAAACAAUAACCAUCCUGUACAUCAUCCAGUUUUAUCAAAUUUUCUAGGAUAGUUUAUGGGCCACUAUUUCUUUUCAAUAUGAGUACUAACUAGGCCGUAUCCUGGUAACAUCUGAGACUAAAUGCUAUUUAUCUUUUGCUGACUUGUUAACUGCCAGCAUUUUCAAAUGGAAUGCAUCAGUGGCCUUCCCACCAAGGAUGGUAAGACAGCAGAGAGGAUUGUGUGGCUCUAUUCAGCAUACUGAAGUAAAAAAUAACUUCAGUGUUAUUAAACUCUUUUCCUCAUGGAUCUUUGAUUUGCAGUCAGAAAGUUUAAAUAGCCAUACUGAAAGUAGGUAGGUUUUGACAAAUAUUAAAAGAAACAUUAACUUUCUAAGUUGAAUUUAUUAUGAGCUUUAAGACAAAAUCAUUAGAACAGGGUAAAUGAUGUGACAUCUCUUAUCUUUUUUUAGGUUCCUGGAUGUUCAUGUUUUUUCUUGUGUGUCAGGGAAAGGGAGAAAACAUGUAAAGUUUUAGAUAGUCAAAUGGUAGUUAUAGAAACGAGUGGGCCCUCAAGUUCUUCCCAGUUAUUGAGCACACCCACCCACAGCCCAGGGGCAGAGUCUGUUGCAUCUUGUGGAGAAAGACAGGUGAGAAAAGGAAGUCUAGUACAGGAGAAUUGAUUGAAUCAAGGUUCCUAAGUAGAGCUGUUCUGAAGCAGCUGCUUUGAAGGAGCUGAUCUUUUUUGCUGUGGCAUCACUUCCCAUUUUCAGCAGGGCACAGAGAGGAGCUGGCUUCUGUAACCAAGUAACUUGGUGCCUGGAUCAAAGGAAGGUUCUCCCAUUUCUGUUUUAGCCAUUUCAUGUUUGCCUAUUCCUAAUUUCCUAAACUUAUUCUUGGAUGAAACUUUUCACAAUGAUUGUAGUGCUAAUAAUGUUUUUUACUUGAUUGCAAGUUAGAAAAUCUGGUGUUCUCUCUAUAUUGACGACUAUGUUUUGCUUUCAAAGUAUUAAAGCAGCUUUGUUUCACAAGAUGAGUGUAAAAAUAUUGGUAAGUGGUAUUUCAUUUUAUGUAGCAGUCUUUUGUCUUGAUAUGCUAGCUUUUGUUUUAUGUUUAGUUUUUCAUUUUUGUCUUAUGUGUCCAUUUUUCCUCUGUAAUUUAAAAAAUAUAGAAUUUGGAAGAAAAAAUUGCUAUAAUCAUUAAAAUGUGUUUAUACUUAUGUAUACACAGUAAAAUUAGUGUAUAGCUGUUUUAAAGAGUUCUAAAGCAGCAACACUGAUAAAGCCGGCAACUAACUCUUCCAGGCUUAUCAGAGUUAGAAGUAGAAAGAAAUAAUGACAACAAGGAAAUGGGAAAAUUAAGAAAAAGCAGAAUACAGUCCUCUGUCAUUAUGCAUGUCAUAGUAGAUUUCAUGUGAUGUUAGCUGUAUAGUUAUAUUCAGAAUAAAGAAUAUUUCCUCCUGCACUAAACAGAAGGUCAGGGAAUGUUGACUUUUAAACCAAAGAAGUAGGGUGAUGUAAAUUAAACAGUAAGAAAAUCCAUACUUGAUCAUUAAAAUGUUUAAUGCAAUUAAAUAUUGCAGAAAUCCCAGUUAAUUCAACUAACUCAUCCUAUCAGUUAUCAAAACUUCAUUCAUAAAGGUGUGGCAGAAUACAACAAAUUGUCCUUCAAAAUAUUGUAAUCAAAUUAAGGUUAUCUUUCAUUAAAUGCCUGAAAGCUUUUUAGUUUACCUAGUGACUUAGCUUCAAAUAUUUUUGUUCUUAUAAUACUUUCUUUCUUUUAUGUUUUUAUCAUUUAAUGCUAUCUAUUAAGCCAUUAUUAUUCUUUUACUUAUUUCCUUAUGAGAAACUUUACCUCAACUAACCAUUCAGGAAUAUUUGUUCAUUUAUUGAUACCAGCUUACAAGUGAGAAAAAUAAGUGUGCUUCCUUGAGGUAAAACAAUCAGGUCUGAUUUAAAAUGCAGGAAAUAACCUGCUUAAAAAUUAGUUAACAUACAUUUCUGAUGCAAGAGCUAAAAUUUCUUUUAAAAAAUAGUUUGCACUUGGUGGCAUCAUAUAGUAUUUUACCAGUUUAGGUAAUUGGAAAAUAUGCUGAAAAUGUCAGAAGAAUGUUGUACCUUGACUGACCUCUCAAUAGGUUGAGAGGCUGAGGAGAGAGAAUUAUUUUAGGAUCACAUUUUUAUAGCAUCCUAGAUCAGCACUUUUUUUGGCCACUGACAUUAAUAGUCUUGAAUUUAAAAUAUUGAUCAUUUCAAAUAAAGCAUUAUUUAGGUAGUGCUUCUUCCAUGGCUGGGGCCCAAAGGAAUUGUCUUCAUUCCAUCAGCCAACCACAUGCUCAUACAACAUAUGUGAUAUGAGAUAUGAACUAGAAAUAUCAGUUCAUUUUCAAAUCAAUUAGAAACGUACAUGAUAAUUUGCCAUGUGAAUACAGCCCCUUGAUGCUAUUGGUUUCUUGAGAUUUCAAAAAGGAAUCUCUCCCAAUUCUAAAUGGAGACAUGAAAGUGUAAUCUUUGGAUUACACGUCAAAGAUGCAUCUCCAUUUUCUUUCUCUGAAUGAUUGUUCAACAUUGAUUUCUAGCAGUAGAGCAUAGGUACAAUUCAAUUUAAUAUAUGCUAGUUUAAAUAUAUUUUUCUGUAAUUAAUUUUAUCAGUUUUAUGAGUAAAGCGAGGACCAUUCCCCCAUUCAGGGGGAAAUUAGUUUUUUUAGAAAUGUAAAUAAAUAUAGAGUUGAUUUCAACUGAUUGAAUUGUGGUUGCUAAAUGGAGACUACCUGCAAGCAUUGUCAACUCAAUACAAAUACAGGUAGUCCUUGUUUAAGCAAUCACAAUUUGGAUCUUUUGCUUCUUUACUACAUCCUGCUUUUUUGUACCAUUUCUUCAGAUGAAAAGUUACAAAGAAUUUGAAAGCUUCAAUACUUUAGUGUCAUUUUACCUUGCUUCUCAGCUACUGUAAGGUACCAGAACUGGAAAUGCAAAAUCCCUGACAAUUAGAUAGCCCUAGCCUUAGCUGUUGUCUAAUAAUCAUCCAGUCUUUUGCCAGCUGAAGUCUGAUAGACCUAGCUUUGAUUUAGGAAUGCACAUCACACUAAGCACACUAAGCAUAUGUAGAUUUUGGAUUCCAGUUGCAAAAUCCAGUACGAUGGCUGGGUUCAUACUUUGUUAAGCUUUGACAUGAUAGUUCAUUUCAGUUUAAUGCAAUGUCUGAAUACAAAAGAUAAUUGGGUUGACAGAUAAUAGAACCUAAUGAUGGCUUAUCAUGGCCUGGCAAGGAUGUAUAAUUUUUGCAAUUGGGGGUCUACUCUCUGACCAGUAACCUUAUCCAACAUAGAAUUCAACGUUAGCACACAAUGUCAUGACUUAACAAUCUAUUUACAGGACCCUAGUAUUUAUUCUUAUGAAACCAAAUUUGAUCUCUGGGUUUCCAUAGUUAUCUGAAUUAAUGGUGGAAUUAAGCCAAGUCCUUUUAUAUCACUUCAACUGGCACCGCAUGAAACAUAAAGACUAAAACAAAGAUAUACAAAUAUGAAACAAAUGUCAGUAAAGGUUUUAAAAGUUUACUUUGUUUUACAGUCUAUGCAUGGCAACAAUGGAAUGUUGAAUCACUAGAGAGAUCUAUGUAGCACUUGCUGGUUCAUGUGUGCUGUUUGUCAAUGCUAUUGCAGCCCAGGGUCCAUAGUGAAACUACUUCAAAUGGCAAAUGAGUCCUUUUAUUCAGGAAGACAACAAAACACACACAGAAGCAGCACUUCAAACAGCAAAAAGCAUGACACAGAAAUGGAGAGCCAGUAUAUAUAAUAUCACUUAAGCUUAAUAGGAGCAGCUGCCUAACAGGUAUCUGCUGACAAACAGCCCCUUAAAGCCAUAAUAUGAUAGAUACAUUUUCAAUCCAGGUGACGAUCUGUAUUUGUAAGGACUUGGAACGUGUAUUGCAAGAUAUUAUAUGACUGCAUAACAUGUAAGAUCAAUGUGCCCUAAUUUCAUAUCCACACUUCCAUAACUGAGCAGUUGAGGGAGAAUGUGUCUUAUACCCUUUUUUAAUAUAGCUUCUACCUCCAGGUCAUAAAUAGUCCUUGGAAGUCUGUCAUAACCUUGGUCACUAAUUGAUCAGAUGUAAGUAAAGGACUGCCUAUAGGUGCCUAAAGAAGAUCGAAAAUUACAAUUUACAUAUAUAUGGCAUAUUUCAAUUGGAAUGGCUUGUCUCGUUAGCAAUACCAAAAACUGUUGAAGUUUUUAUUGCUUCAAUUUUGGGAUACUUUAUACUGUACCAAAUUUCUAUCCUCUAUAGUGGGAAAUUUUGAUCUUAAUUUGAAUAUAUGAUAAUCACUAGGCCAAGAUUCAGCUUCAUAUAUUCCAAAAUUAAACAAGAUAGCAAUUUAAUCAUUUAUUGGCUUUAAGUUCAAAAUCCAAUUGAGAAUUCUGGGUACUACAAUAUGAAAAUAACUGGAUGGAGUUUAAGAAAGCUGAUUCAGCAUUAUUCAAUAAGCAAACUGAAGAAAGCAAGCAAAAUUGUCAAGAUGGAUGAGAUAAAAAUUCCAAUUCAUGCAUUGAUUGCAUUCACACAGUUUGCUAAAUUCUAAUUGGCUCAAUAAGCCACAGUUGUUAGGGAUCAAAUGUUGUAUUAACUAUUUAAAAAACACAAUGCUUAGAGUCAAACAAGAUGCGAUGAAAACAAACCAUGCUAGGCUUUGAGAGCAGCGCCCCUGAUACAAGAAGUACAUAACUGAGAGCCAUUCUCUGAUUAACUUUUCUCUGAAUACACCUUUGAAAAUAUACACAAAUUAAUUACCAUGGUUAGUAAGUAUAGCCCCAAAUAUACAAAGCUCUCUUAAGCCAUUUUAAGUAACACCAAGUUAGGGCCAUCAUGGCCUUUCAUAACAAAAUGUUGCUUUUUUUGUUUGCCCUGAAAUUAUUACCAUAAAUAGCCUGUUUAGUCUACUAGUUAAGGCACCACGCUAAAAACCAGGAGACCUUGAGUUCUAAUCCCACUUUAGGCAUGAAGGCCAAGGGUAAUUUGGAACCAAUCACUCUCUCUCAGCCCAACUCACCUCAUAGAAUUGUUGUGGGAAACAUAGGAGGAAAGUAUGGUCACUGCAUGGUUUAUUUAUGAAAAAUAAAGGUGAGCUAAAUAAAGUCAUUGCAAAAUAUAAUACCAUCAAAUAAAAUCCCCUAAACAAGAGUCCUUCUCAGAUUGACUACUAAAUUUUGUGUCUGUAUUUAAUAAUCUAAUGGCAUUUGUCUUCCUUGUAAGACUAAUUUUAGCUUUCCCCUUUUAAAAGAUAAUUGGUGAGAAGACACUGGAAUACAUGAAAAAAACAACUUUUCCCCCACCUGAAGAUCUGAUUGGCCAACUCCCAUGAUCCCAGGCUAACGUUGUUGUACACGCAAGCAUGUAGAUAGGUACGUAUAAAUUAAGCACAGAAGCGAUGUAAUCAAAGAGCUUUUAAUGACUAAAUUACAAACGUGCUUCAUAGUUACCUUCACACCUUUGAAAACAAAGACAACAAGAAACGUUAACCCCUUUACCCAUGAGCAGAUGCUGACAGGCCAAUAUGACCAUAGGAUGUUCACAAUUGAACCGAAAUGUUUAGCCCACUGAAAUACCUGCCGCUGUGGUUUCUUGUACUUCCCCCCUCCCCCGAGAAUAACCUCACUGACCUCAACAGAACUUUCCCCUGCAGAUAUAUUCGGAUUCUUCAAAUUCUUGUUUUACAUAAUUUGGGUGACAUUGCUUGGAAACUCUAGGAACUGUAAUCCGGAGGCUUCGAGAGGAACCCAGUUCGUGGCGGAUUCGCUGAGGGAAAUCGGAAUAAAAGCGUAGAGGAAAGCUGAGGGGCAAUCCAUUUGGGUUUGAGACGCGCUGUGAGACCACUGCAGCUUCUGCCCAAUCCGUUCCCUCUUUUAUGCAGCGAAGAAGCCGCUUCUAUCCAUUGGCGUUACUUGAGCACAAAAAACCGAACCUCUCUCCCACAUCCCCCUCUCCCGCAGCUGCUGGCUUGCGCCCAUUUGGGAAGACGCUCUUGUGGCUACUUGUAGACGCAACUUUCUUGCAAGUUUGGUUGCGCCCGCCCUUUUUGGAAAAUGCCCACUUUUUUUUUUCUUACUUCUCUUUUUACCCAGCGCAGCCCCCCUCUCCGCCCGGGCGCCCUUUCCAGAAGAACUAUGCAAAUUGCUCACGACCAGGAAGUAAAGUCGGAACGCACAGUAGCCUCUGCAAGGCGCCCGAGGUUCCUCUCUGUAGCGGAGCAGGACUGACUGAAGCGAGAAUGAGCCUCGCCGGUUCUUCUUGGUUAGGUUUUCACUUCCCCUGUUUUUAAGUUCCGAAAACCGGGCGACUUCAUUCUCAGAGAGGAUCCUUCUGGGCUGUGGGCUCGCUCUCCUUUUUCCCAGCCUCCGGGCUGAAGAAACGGUGGACUUAAUUGGUGAAGUUCAUCUCUCCACGCUUAGGAAAGUAAAUAUGGGAUGUAUAAAAUCCAAACAAAAAGAGAGUCUGCGUGGAGAUGGGCUAGAUGUGAAGAACAAAUCAGUACGUAAAACUGAACGAACUAUUUAUGUGAGGGAUCCAACGUCCAUUAAACAGCAAAGGCCAGGAAAUGAAGAUAUUCUUUUGCCAGGUCAAAGGUUCUAUAAUGAAGAUGAGGAGAAAGAACAUGGGGACAUUGUGAUAGCCUUAUAUGUUUAUGAAGGCAUGCAUGAAGAUGACUUAUCCUUCAAAAAAGGAGAAAAAAUGAGAAUUCUGGAGGAACAUGGCGAAUGGUGGAGGGCUAAGUCCCUUUUAACUAAGAAAGAAGGAUUUAUCCCAAGCAAUUAUGUUGCAAAAGUCAACACCUUAGAAACAGAAGAAUGGUUCUUUAAAGACAUAACCAGAAAAGAUGCAGAAAGGCAACUUCUAGCACCAGGGAAUUCUCCUGGAGCAUUCCUUAUCAGAGAGAGUGAAACAUUAAAAGGUAGUUAUUCAUUAUCAAUAAGAGACCAUGAUGGACAAAAUGGUGAUGUUGUUAAGCACUACAAAAUCAGAAGCUUAGACAAUGGAGGCUAUUACAUCUCUCCAAGAAUUACUUUUCCCUGCAUCAGUGAUAUGAUCAAACAUUAUCAGAAGCAAGCAGAUGGUUUAUGCAGAAAGCUAGAGAAAGCAUGUAUUAGUCCUAAACCACAGAAACCGUGGGAUAAAGAUGCCUGGGAGAUACCUCGAGAUUCAAUCAAAUUAGUGAAAAAACUUGGAGCGGGUCAGUUCGGAGAAGUUUGGAUGGGUUACUAUAAUAACAAUACCAAAGUGGCAGUUAAAACUUUGAAACCUGGUACUAUGUCCGUCCAAGCAUUCCUAGAAGAAGCCAACCUGAUGAAAACACUUCAGCACGACAAGCUGGUCAGACUAUACGCUGUAAUCACCAAAGAAGAACCUAUUUACAUUAUAACAGAAUUUAUGGCAAAAGGAAGUUUAUUGGAUUUUCUGAAGAGUACAGAAGGGACAAAAUUACUACUACCAAAGCUCAUUGACUUCUCAGCUCAGAUUGCAGAGGGGAUGGCAUACAUUGAAAGAAAAAAUUACAUACAUCGGGAUCUGAGAGCAGCAAAUGUUUUAGUUUCAGACACGCUUAUGUGUAAAAUUGCUGAUUUUGGACUUGCAAGAGUAAUUGAAGAUAAUGAAUACACAGCCAGGGAAGGUGCAAAGUUCCCUAUCAAAUGGACAGCACCAGAAGCCAUUAACUAUGGUUCUUUUACUAUUAAAUCAGAUGUAUGGUCCUUUGGAGUUCUUCUGUAUGAAAUAAUUACUUAUGGAAAAAUUCCUUACCCAGGUAUGAGUAAUUCUGAUGUAAUGGCAGCCCUUCAACGUGGGUAUCGCAUGCCAUGCAUGGAAUCUUGCCCCUCUGAGCUUUAUGAUAUUAUGAAAACAUGCUGGAAAGAUAAAGCAGAAGAGAGACCAACAUUUGAAUAUUUACAGAGUGUCCUUGAUGAUUUCUACACAGCUACUGAAGGACAGUAUCAGCAGCAACCAUAGAAACAAUUGUUGCUCUUCUUUCCAAAUGGCAGGGACCUUUUAAUAAGACAAUUUGAUUGAGCCAAUUCUUUUAUACUUACAUACAUACAUGUGUUGGAAUACCCUAAUUGCUUGUGGUACCAAAAUUGAAAGCUAGAGCUCAAGUGGGCAAGACAGAUCCUGCUGAAAGCUUAACAGUUUUUUUCUUCUUCACUGAUGCUUUCUUUGUAUUUAUAUUAAGUAAACAACUAGUUGAAAUGAAUUAUAACAGAAGAUCAUUCUCUGUAUAAAAUCAUGAUGCACAACUGAAACUCCAUGAAGGCAAUCAACACUUACUCCAAAUAGCCAUGUGCAACAUGCUUCUGGAAAAAAAAUAUUAGUCUGUUUUACAGCUGAGCUACAAGUUAUAUGAACUGCUGCAUUUUGUUUGCUGAAAAGCUACCAAAGAUCAGAUCCCUUUAUCUUUCUGCCAUUUCUUUGAAAAAAAAAAAAAAAAAAUGUUUUUGUAAAAAUCCAUUCUUUAAGCAUGACUCAAAUUUUCUCUUUAAAGAUAUCCUUCAAAAACAGGUAUAUGAAAUAUGCUGGAAUUAAAAAGAAAUGAUAUCACUUUACAAUAAUCUUGUGUGAUUUUCUGCAAUUCAAUAUUCCUAGUUUUUUUCCUUUCUGAUUAUGUCAUUUUAUUAACUUUUUAAGGGAAAAUCCAACUAAAAUGUUUAGCUUUAGAAAUACAAUUGCAUAUUGCAACUAUAAGUAGUAUGUUUUGGCACAGAUAAAUUAUAUGGGGGGAAAAUUGAAGUUUUGUUUUUUAUAACACAUUUAUAAGCAGGAGUCCUAGAACACAAUUCACAAUAAACAAUAUGGUAGACUUCCAAAGACAUCUCACAAUUCUGUGCAUCAGGAUUUUUAGUAAUUGUCUCCCCCCCACACACGCACACACAAACGUACGUGGGAGGACAGCAUUUUGGAUGAAUCUUCUGAAAUGCUUUUCACCACUCCAUUAUUAUUGGAACACCAUGAUUAUACCUGUGCUCAGUAGUGCUGGUCAAUACUGUUAUAUACUUUUAAUGAAGAAAUUUAUUUGGUAGACUGGUAAUCAGACUGUCAACUUGUAAAUACAAUUUCAGUGUUUAUGUGAUUUUAAUAAAUAAGCAUUUUGAAAAUAUGAACCAA
Molecule: messenger RNA, 9217 nt
Organism: Crotalus tigris (Tiger rattlesnake)
Lineage: Eukaryota; Metazoa; Chordata; Lepidosauria; Squamata; Viperidae
Gene: LYN
Product: LYN proto-oncogene, Src family tyrosine kinase
Exons: 13
Coding region: 6527-8068 (513 amino acids)
Biological process (GO): cell surface receptor protein tyrosine kinase signaling pathway; protein phosphorylation; innate immune response
Cellular component (GO): extrinsic component of cytoplasmic side of plasma membrane
Molecular function (GO): signaling receptor binding; ATP binding; non-membrane spanning protein tyrosine kinase activity
Source: RefSeq, a predicted model, not a curated record